AUGACUAACGAAACAAACGACGCGUUAAAAACAUUAGUAACUAAACGGGGAAUAAUCAAGGGUUCGGUUACUCGAAUUAAAACAUUCGUGGAUAAAUUUAGAGCAGGCGAUGAUAUCUAUCAAUUAAAAACUAGGCUACCGAAUCUCCAAAAUGCAUUCAAGGAAUUUGAUGCCAUACAGCGGGAUAUUGAAUUGUUAAAGUGCGAUACCGAGGAACAAACAAGCGAGCGCGAUGAAUUCGAAAAUCGGUAUUAUGAUUUAGAAGCAAGGAUCCUAAAGUUAAUCGAGUCACGUGUUACAGAACCUAUUCCUUCAACGUCUAGUACUAAUAACGACAAUAAUCAGGCGCGUUUAAAUCCAGUUAGACUGCCGUCGUUAGAAUUACCCAUAUUUUCAGGAUCAUAUUUAGAGUGGACAGCAUUUUCAGACAUUUUCAAAUCAUUAAUCCAUGACAGUAGAUUAGAUAGUGAUGUUGAAAAGCUGCAUUAUUUGAAAUCGUGCCUGAAGGGCGACGCACAUAAAACAAUCGAGGCCAUAAAAGUAUCAGAAGCAAAUUACAAAUCAGCAUGGGACCUGUUAGAAAAAAGGUUCAACAAUAAGCGUUUGAUUGUCCAAGAGCAUGUUUUGGCAAUCAUUAAUUCCCCAAAUUUAGUCAAAAAUUCAGCCGUGGCCAUGCGUAAAUUAUUGGACGACAUAUUGACAAAUAUUGCGGAAUUAAAAAAUGUAGGUAUACAAGUUCAACAAUGGGACGCGCUAAUUGUACCACUUAUCACAUUAAAAUUUGAUUUUAUUACAAAGAGGGAUUGGGAGUGUACAUUGGAUACCAGUGUUCCAACAUUAGAGGAAUUAAUUACAUUUUUGACAAAGAAAACCACAUUAUUAGAAUCGCUAACUGCCGGAGAAUCUCUCAUGCAAAACAUUCAGUGCAUUCAAAUUUAA
Molecule: messenger RNA, 939 nt
Organism: Zophobas morio
Lineage: Eukaryota; Metazoa; Arthropoda; Insecta; Coleoptera; Tenebrionidae
Exons: 1
Coding region: 1-939 (312 amino acids)
Source: RefSeq, a predicted model, not a curated record